This is a messenger RNA of Daphnia carinata, 1159 nucleotides long. RefSeq lists its product as uncharacterized. The record is from RefSeq and is a predicted model, not a curated record. The coding region runs from base 497 to 1159 and encodes 220 amino acids. The transcript has 3 exons. NCBI's taxonomy places the organism in Eukaryota, Metazoa, Arthropoda, Branchiopoda, Diplostraca, Daphniidae.
AAAAAAAGUGAAGAAUCGAUCGAGUUGUUGUCUCUCAUUGUCAUUGCUCAUUGGAAAAAAAAAAUCCACAUGCCAUUAUGGGUUUCUAAAAUAUACUUAUACUGCCGUUAAUAAGAUCAAAUAGCAUUAGCUUAACUGUUCGAAACCCGGACGACUUGUUUAGUCAUCGAAGGUAUUAAUCUAGCAUUGAGGCUCACAAGAUUACAUUUUGGUAUCCUAGUUGACCUUGAGUCUGCCUUGUUACCGUCACCGUAACAAGAUUUUUAAUCCUGCAAUUUCCAAUUGACAAGCAACGAGUAACGUACUCAAAUUUAUCGAAUGGUUAAGAGAUUAGAAGGUGAAAAUCUCUUUAGAAUUGGGUCAUCUUAUACCGUAAAACUGUAAGCCACCGCGUCGAGGUUUUACCUAUAAAACUUCGACCAAAGCGACUUACAGUUCGCAGUUUGACUUAGACUCUCCAACAAACACCAUCAAGAAAGUCGUUCGUCUACCAAAGAUGAAGAUUUAUAUCAUUGGUGCUAUCUUGUGUCAAUGGCUGUCUUUCUCCGCUGGAUUAGUUGGCACGGAAGCCGGUAAAGUUGUUGAAACUUAUGGCGUACAGGAUGCCAUUGACAGGCCGACAAAUUUCGCACGUCUCCGAAGCCAAUGGAUGUUGGGUGAAUACCAACGACAUCCAUGGUGGAGACACCGCCAAUGGCGAGGAAAAAAGAACAGCAGGAGAACAAAUAUCGUGAGUACCGAUUAUCUUGACGUGGAUGAUGGACGAUUCCAACGACUAGGUGAAUUCAUCCAUAGGCCGUACUAUCUAGAUGAAGAGGCUACCCAUCCGAAUCCCAAAAGUAUACGGAUUCGCAUUAGUUUAAGGCAACGAAGUCCAGUUAAGCGGCACACAAAACACUCCAAGAAACGAUCAAAGAAACGCUCGAAGAAACGCUCGAAGAAGCGAUCAAAGAAAUUGUCUAAAAAACUUUCAGAAAAAUUGGCGCAACAGGAGGCCAUGGCGUUAGUUUUAAGAGAUUUUCUACGUGAUGACAAACACGAUGCUUCUUUGAAAAAGGCCAUGCGUAAGGCUAUGAAGAACUACCAUCGAGCUAGUCGGUUUUCACUUCAUGGUAAAAGGCGUCGUGGCUUCAAUGUCAAAGUUUUGAAAAAGCAUUAG